Molecule: messenger RNA, 1584 nt
Organism: Mycena indigotica
Lineage: Eukaryota; Fungi; Basidiomycota; Agaricomycetes; Agaricales; Mycenaceae
Product: MFS domain-containing protein
Exons: 21
Coding region: 1-1584 (527 amino acids)
Biological process (GO): transmembrane transport
Cellular component (GO): membrane
Molecular function (GO): transmembrane transporter activity
Source: RefSeq, a predicted model, not a curated record
AUGGACACCAAAUCGUCGCCCACAGAAUCCAUCCGCAUCGUAGAGGAGAAGUCCAGCUUCGAACAAGAUUCACAGCCGAUUUAUAAUCCUCAAGUGGACACCUCUGGAGUGGACGAGAAGAAGCUCUUACGCAAGAUCGAUUUUGCGUUGAUCCCUUGGUUCUCAUGCCUCUAUCUGCUUUCGUUCCUUGACCGCACAAGUAUCGGAAACGCCAAGGUGCCUGGAAUAACACGAUGUUGGCUCACUUUACUGAAUAAAAAAAAGUUGUAUCAUCUGGAGGCCGACCUGAAGAUCACAGAUAGCCAAUAUUUACUCGCAUUGACCGUAUUUUUCAUUGCUUAUGCAACAUUUGAGAUACCGUCAAAUAUUGUUCUGAAGCGUUUUCGGCCAGCGAUUUGGUUUUCGACCAUUAUGAUAGGAUGGGGAGUGUUUAUGACGCUUCAAGGCGCUGCACAUGAUUUCGGGAGUUUGACCGCGAUCCGUUGGAUGUUAGGAACAUUCGAAGCGGGGCUUUAUCCAGGCUCGUGCGUCGCCUACCAUUUGAGCUGCUGGUACAAGCGCUCUGAACUCGGUAUUCGCACAGCAGUCUUCACCUCGGCAACUACAUUGUCUGGCGCGUUCGGCGGACUGCUUGCCGCGGCAAUAUCUAAGAUGGGUGGUGUAGCAGGCAAACCGGCAUGGGCCUGGAUUUUCAUCAUCGAGGGUCUGGUCACCAUUGUCGCCGGUAUUCUAUGUCUUUGGUUUGUUCAAGAUUUCCCCGAAUCCGCCAAAUUCCUUACAGAGGAGGAGCGGACUUUUGUCAUUCGCCGAUUGCAAGGCGACGGGCUGUUUUCAGCUGCAGGCGAGCAUCCAAAACUGAAAAAUAUAGUUGCUAGCUUCAAGGACUACAAGACAUGGAUCAAUAUGCUACAAUGCAUGGGUUGCGAUAUGCCCUUAUAUGCGUUCUCUCUCUUCACACCAUCAAUCGUUAACCAGGUUUGUAAUGGUUUCAAGGCAACACGAGCUAACUUGCUGACUGUCCCUAUCUACGCUUUCGCUGCGAUUGUGACCUGUGUGGUCGCUGUGUAUGCCGACAGACGAGGUCGCAGAGGCAUGUGGAACAUCAUCAUGUUUUCUAUUGGCGGCGUUGGCUACAUCAUUCUGAUUGCCUCGCGGAGCGCUGCACUAUCCUACUUUGCUGUCUAUGUUGCCAGUUGUGGUAUUUUCCCCGUCGUUCCCAACACUAUCACUUGGAUUGCCAACAAUCAUGAGGGAUCGUUAAAGCGCGGUGUUGCAUUGGCAGCGGCGAUCAGCAUUGGUAAUCUCAACGGCGCUGUUAGCUCAAAUGUUUAUCGCGCUCGAGAUCAACCGUGGUAUCGGCUGGGUCACGGGCUGGUACUCCUGUACAUAUGCAUUGGGAUUUUUGCCAACUCACUAUUCCUAUACUCGCUCAAGAAAGAAAAUAUGAGGCGUGAUCGCGGCGAGCGCGACGAGGUUAUUGGACCAGAGACAUUGGAAGACAACGGGAAUGGCCGAUUUGCGAGCGUGGAGGAGGCGAAACGCGAAAAAGGAGAUGGCUGGAGUGGUUAUCGCUACGUGCUGUGA